UCAGCAUUAGUAUGUGGAGGGGUUGAUCUUGUUUUUCUCGUAGAUACUUCUAGAAGUAUUUGGGAUCAGGACUUUACACGUCAGUUGGACUUUAUAGAAAAAGUUGUUGGCAAGUUCGAUAUUGGACCUGGACCAAAACAGACACGAGUUGGCGUCAUACUGUAUGCACAAACAUUUUGGGUACGUUUUUACUUGCGUUCUCAUAUGGAUCUUCCAUCUUUAAGGAUAGCAAUAAGAAGAAUACCACAUAAACAUGGAUCAAAAACCAGAACAGAGAAAGCUUUGAGGUUUUUACGAACUCAUAUGUUCAAAAAGUGGUAUGGAGGAAGAAGCAACACAACUCACGUGGCCAUUAUCAUCAGUGAUGGUAGAUCUCAAGACAAAAAGGCAACUCGAAAAGAAGCAACAAAAGUGAAAGAAGCAGGGGUUAAACUUUUUACAAUAGGUGUGGGAAAACGAGCAGAUAUCGAAGAACUUAAAGAAGUAGCUAGUGAUCCAGACGAUCAUUUUGUAUUCCAAGUCGGAGAUUUUAAAGCACUGGAUGGACUUAACUACAAACUUCCUACAAGCACAUGCGUUGCUGGUGCAAUCACACCAAAGACUACACCACCGCCUACAACAUCAACAACAACCCCCGCACCUACACUUCCAUCUGUUUUAUUGCUACAACCUUUGACUUAUUUGACUCUACAGGAGACAAAUCGAGCGUCCCCAGCAACGCAGAAAGUUGAAGGUCAAAACAUUACCGAAUCUCCCAAAGUUUUAUGGGAUAUUUUAACUCGGUCGCCUCAAGUAGAGAGGUAUCUUACUACAACUUCUUCCAAUAUAAAUGAUGAGACGGUAUCAAAAGCAACAACUAGUACUUCCAAUGACGAAGACGAAAAUAUUAUCGAAAUUAAUAUUCAACCUGAUUCAGAAGAUCACCAAAGAACAAUAUUACUAUCAAAUGAAAAUCCAGAGCAUGCCUUUGCUACGUUACCAACGUUAUAUGGUUUAAGCACAUCUCCUGAUAAUAUACAUCAGCAAAUUUCAGGACGCUUUGGAGAAAAUAGCAAUAACAGUGCAGUGCAGUGGAAUGGAAAUGAAGAAGGUCCUUUUCAGGGACAAAGACAGACAACGCCAUUACCUAUUGAUAUUCAAAGAGGUUUAGCAGCCUACUCAUUAAAACCUAUAACGGAAGACCAAGCUCAGAUUAUGUCAAACUACGUGCUUAGAGAUGUUCCUGCACAAUCAUACUGUGAUGGCAAAGACGCCGACAUCUAUUUUGUGUUGGAUGCUUCUAAUAGCAUAUGGCCUGAAGAUUUCAAACAGCAAUUGGCUUUUGUCAACAGUGUUAUAGACAUUUUAGAUGUCACCCACGGAAACACAAGAGUUGGUGUGGUCGUAUAUAGUACCCAGGUCCAUCCAAUAGUCAUGAUCAAUUCUGGAUUUUCAAAAUCGCAAAUUAAACGUCAAGUUAACGCAAUUCAAUACGUCAGUGGACGAACCAAUACAUCUGACUCCCUUCGUUAUAUACGACAAUAUGGCUUCGGGCCUGGACUUACUAGAGAAGGAGCGGUAAAAUUGGCCAUUGUGUUGACAGAUGGUGUAUCUAGGAGGCCCCUUCAGACGAAAAAAGAAUCAAACUUAUGCCGAGAUGCUGGAAUUCAUCUUUUUGCUGUAGGAAUCGGUAAAAAGGUGGACCAGACUGAACUCAAAAGAAUAGCCAAUGAUCCUGAUCAGAAGUUCAUGUUCCAUGUAGAUUCGCAUGCAGCUCUUGGUACUAUUAAAGAUUUCUUGGCAAUCACAGCUUGUAGUGUUGCUCCUGACCAGCCUAGAAAUAUACCAGUGUGUAAUGACCUUGGUCCUUUGGAUGUGUUAUUUUCUUAUGAUGCCUUUGCCCUUGGUAGUAGAAAGUCUCAAAUGAUAAACUUUUUCAUCCAUGAUGUUUUGAACAGCCUCAAUUUCUCGAACGGAAACUUACAGAUUGGGCGAUUGACUGAUAACUGUCCAGAUAUUACAGAUAUUCCGAUUUCUGCUACCAGAAACUUAUCCGCAUUCGCAAGUAUUAGUUAUCCGGGAGUACCAAACUUGUUGAGGAAAAUGAAGUCAGGGUUUUCAAACCGAGAAGGUGCCAAGAAAUUAGGAGUUUUAUUUGUCGAUGACAGUACAGAGAGUAUUGAGAAUGCAGUUCGUGUGAUAAAAGACGGAAUUGAUUAUAAGCUAAUGGUGAUCGGAAUCGGGGACAAGCAGGUUACAGAUACGGCUGGAGAUCUGUGUUCGUAUCCGAAACAUGACUACUUUUUACAAGUCCCGAGAUACUCAAACUUGUUACGAGCUAGAUCAAAGUUGCUUGACAAACUAUGCACAACGAUGAUUGCAGCUGGAUAAGUUAACAGGUGUUUUAUUUGUAGAAGCAAACAUGUGAUUAUGUAUAGUAAUUUUAUCUAUUUUUGUAAAAAAAGAAAAGUGUAAAUAGUUUGUUUUUAAUCGUUUAUUUUUUACGUAAGACGCAAAAGUUAGAUAAAGAUAUCUACCAACAUGACAAUCAAAGAUGUAAACAUGGUUUCUACGUUGAUGUACAUAUUCAUAUAUUAAAUUUAUAGGGCAGUCGUUGAUGUUUCAGACGAUGUCUUCAAAUGUAAAAAAAAACCACUGUGCAAUUAGACUAUCACAUACCGGGGAUAGGGGGAUCCAAUAAUAGGCAAAAAACAAGGCAAUGAAACAUUGUAAACGUUCAAACAGUGUUUGAAUAAACCAGUUUUAAUUUUACAGACAAUCCCUAUUCUUACGCUAUGGUGUUUAAUAUUUCCCGUGUAGUAUCUGUAUGCAUUACUGGUCUAAGUGGGCGUUACUGAAACAACUAGUAAUUAAGGAAUGUUCCAUAAAAAAUGUUAAAUUUUAUAUUUUGUAUUACAGAUGAUUGCGAAUCUCUAAAUUCAUAACCCAAUAGCAAAUCCAUUUUUGUCUUAACAAAUACAAUUAAAGAAAAGGUUUGUCUAGAAAACGCCCUAUGAGAUAAAGUUAGUUUGUUAAAACAUGUACGAAUAUGUAUUCGGUGUAUUAUACUUCAUACCUAAUUGUACUUUUAGUUUUAUGUAUAUAUAGGAUGCUAUGUUUAUUUUUGUAUAAUGAUUUGUUUUAAUUGACUUAACCAUCAUUGUGAAAUAUGAUGACAAUACAGAAUUUCAGUAUUAAAAUCUUAUGUAAAAUC
Mytilus trossulus (common blue mussel) is the source of this 3193-nucleotide messenger RNA. RefSeq names its product cartilage matrix protein-like. NCBI's taxonomy places the organism in Eukaryota, Metazoa, Mollusca, Bivalvia, Mytilida, Mytilidae. The coding region runs from base 205 to 2370 and encodes 721 amino acids. The record is from RefSeq and is a predicted model, not a curated record. The transcript is spliced from 4 exons.